Vicia villosa (hairy vetch) is the source of this 1419-nucleotide messenger RNA. RefSeq lists its product as uncharacterized. The record is from RefSeq and is a predicted model, not a curated record. The transcript is spliced from 4 exons. Lineage: Eukaryota; Viridiplantae; Streptophyta; Magnoliopsida; Fabales; Fabaceae. Bases 1 to 1419 code for a protein of 472 amino acids.
AUGGAUGAAAUACGAAGAGCUUAUUUGAAAUGGGGUCCAUGUCAAAUUCAAUUAGAGCAAUAUCCAUUGUCUGGUAAAGAAGAUCAUAAAAGAAGAUUUCAAUACGCUUGGUUUAGCCUUUUUCCGUCAUGGUUAGAAUAUUCACCUUUAGAAGAUGCGUCUUAUUGUUUACCAUGCCAUCUUUUUAGCAAAAGACCAAGUGGACGUCCGGGUUCAGAUGUCUUCAUUUCUACAGCAUGUGCUUUUAGAGGUCAUGAUGAAAGUAAAGAAUCAUUAAACCAAGGUAAUUUUCUUCAAUUGAUUAAACUCUUGGCAUGUUACAAUGAUAUUGCAAAAGUUGUGUUAGAAAAUGCUCCAUCUAAUAGAAAGUAUACUUCACAUCAUAUUCAAAAAGAGAUCUUGCAUAUUCUCUUAAGAAGGGUGAAAAAGCAUAUACGUGAAGAGAUUGGUGAUUCCAAAUUCUAUAUACUUGUAGAUGAAGCUCGUGAUGAAUCUAAAAAAGAGCAAAUGUCUCUUCAAAAAGUAUGUGAUAUACUUUCUCUACAUAACCUUGAUGUUUCUAACAUUCGUGGUCAAGGAUAUGAUGGUGCUAACAACAUGAGAGGAGAAUGGAACGAUUUACAAGCAUUAUCUAUGAAGGAUUGUGCUUAUGCAUAUCAUGUUCAUUAUUUUACUCAUCGAUUGCAACUUGCCUUGGUUACUGCAGCAAGAGAAGUUAAAUCAAUUCAUCAAUUCUUUGAUAAGAUAACUCUUAUUGUGAAUUCUGUUUGUUCUUCUACAAAGCGCCAUGAUGAGUUACAAGCUUCUCAGUUAGAGGAAAUUGAACAUUUAUUAGAGAUUGGUGAGAUUGUAACUGGUAGAGGUGAAAAUCAAAUUGGUACUUUGAGACGUGCUGGGGAUACUCGUUGGGGAUCACGCUUCUCUUCCAUUUCUAACUUGAUAAAUAUGUAUGAAGCAACUUGUAUUAUUUCUAGAAAAUUUGCAAAGGAGGGAUUAAAUUAUGCUUCCCGUGGAGAUGCUGAUAGUGCUUACAAUCACUUGAAGUCAAUUGAUUUUAUAUUCAUAUUGCAUCUGAUGAAAGAAAUCAUGAGUGUCACAAAUAUGCUUUGUCAAGCCUUACAACAACAAUCUCAGGAUGUAGUUAAUGCUAUGCAUUUGGUUUGUACAACAAAAACUCUUAUUCAAGAAUUGAGAGAAGAUGGUUUGGAUAAAUUGUUUACUUAUGUGAAGUCAUUUUGUGAAAAGCAUGAUAUUGAGAUUCCUGAUCUUGAUGAUGUCCAUUCAACAACAAGGUUUGGACGUUCUCGUCUUGAAGAGAAUCAGGAUAACUAUAGGGCUUUUAACUUUGAUACUAUUUGCACUCUAGUUGAAAAAUAUUAUCCUAUGGUCUUUAAUGAGCAAGAGAGAAUUAAUUUGUAA